This is a messenger RNA of Daldinia decipiens, 858 nucleotides long. RefSeq names its product DUF1295-domain-containing protein. Bases 1 to 858 code for a protein of 285 amino acids. The transcript has a single exon. The record is from RefSeq and is a predicted model, not a curated record. Gene Ontology annotation, cellular component: membrane. Lineage: Eukaryota; Fungi; Ascomycota; Sordariomycetes; Xylariales; Hypoxylaceae.
AUGGCCGACUCCAACCCCGACUCCAAACCCUGGCAGAAGAAAGCCGACCUAAUCCAGCGCGGCGACCGCUCCCCCACCCCCUGGGGCACCCUGACCUUCGUCGGCCUGCGCCUCCUAGACCUCCCUCUGCAACAUGCUCUCCUCGCGCCCGCCGGUCUCGGCAGCGCCCUGCUAGCCCGCGCCGGCAUCACCAGCGCCGUAGGCGCAUCCGCAGCCGCCCUCCUGCACACCGGGAUCCCGUUCCUCGACGCCCUGGGCCACCCGACCAGCGCCCUGCUCUUCGUCUUCGCGUGCGGCUCCGCCGCCAAGCAGAUCUACUGGCAGACGGUGCUCUCGUACGAGUCCUUCCCGGCGGGUGCCGCGGCGGCUGUCGCCCUGUACAACACGGUGAUAAACAGCGCCAACGGCAUCCUAUCCCUCGCGCCCGCCACCUCGUCCCUGUUCUCCCAGCCCCAGAUCGCCGUCUCCCUGCCCUUCGUGACCACUCCCGUUAGCAUCCCCCUCAGCACCCUCCUCGGCCUGUCCAUGUACGUCUUCGGCCUGGCCCUGGAAACCGUCUCCGAGGCGCAGCGCAAGGCCUUCAAGGACGCCCCCGAGAACAAGGGCAAGGUGUGCAAGGUCGGCGUGUGGCGCUGGGCCCGCCACGUCAAUUACCUCGGCUACUCGCUCUGGCGCGGCGGGUACACCAUGGUGGCCACCGGCUGGAUCGGCGGGCUCCUUAUGAUGUCCUGGCAGAUGUGGGAUCUGAGCUACCGUGCUGCGGGCGUGCUCGACGAGUACUGCACCAACAAGUAUAAAGAGCAAUGGGCUCAGUUCAAGCGCGAGGUGCCGUACAAGAUUCUCCCAGGAAUCUAUUAG